Messenger RNA from Aspergillus homomorphus CBS 101889, 495 nucleotides. Its product is annotated as Dabb family protein. NCBI's taxonomy places the organism in Eukaryota, Fungi, Ascomycota, Eurotiomycetes, Eurotiales, Aspergillaceae. The record is from RefSeq and is a predicted model, not a curated record. Bases 70 to 423 code for a protein of 117 amino acids. The transcript has 3 exons.
ACUACUUCUAUUACUCCGAUAUCAGAUAAAACAAGAUAGACCCUUACUACAGACAUACACACCAUCAGCAUGACUCUCGUACACAUUGUGCUCUUCAAAUUCCGCUCCAACGUCAGCGAAGAGCACAAAAAGACCUUCGUCACGGAACUGAAAAAGCUCAAGAGCCUCCCCAGUGUCAAGAAUGGUCGUCUCAUUGUCGGUGGUCCUAGCGUAACGGACCCGAUCGACCGCAGCAAGGGGUUCCAGAUCGGUUUGUUGAGUUAUCAUGAGAAUCUGUCCGCUCUGGCGGAGUACCAGACGAGUCAAGAGCACCACUGGGUGACGUCGACAUAUAUGUUCCCGUACAAGGAGGACCUCGUGCGGUUCGACUUCGAGGUGGACCCGGAAGAUGAGUACAUGUGUCAGUUUCCAGUAUUAAGCUAGGUUGGUAGAGACGAGAGUUGGUUGAUCUAGAAUUGAUGGGGCUGGUGUAUUUAAUAGAACACAACAAUAACA